AGAAAAAGGAAGACCAAAAUGUAGAUGCAUCAGUCCUUCUGAGAAGGGGGAACAAAAUACUCACAGGGGGAAAUAACGGGACAAAGAGUAAAGCAGAGACUACCCCACCUGGGGAUCCAUUCCAUAUACAGCAGCAAAUGUUCUUAAUGGCUGAGCCAACUCUCCAGUCGUGGUUUAUGUUCUGUUUUCUGAGGCAGGAUCUCAUAUAACCCAGGCUAGCCUGGGACCGGAGUUGUGUAGUUGAGGGUGACUUUGACCUCUUUUCAGAUGAAAAUGUAACUUUAUACACAUGUAAUAGGAUAUAUUAGAAUAGGCAUAGACAAAGAAGAAGCUCAAAGAGUCAGUGCCAUUUUGCUUGCAGGGAGGAAGGCGUAAGAAACUGGAACAAACUAGGGUUUUGAGGAAAACAUUCCAAGACUUGCCUCCAAAGGAGUUACGGAACAUAAAGUUAGGAUUCAGGUGCCAAAGUUAAUCCUUGCCGCUUAAUGUACACGUGUAAUAAAGAGUCCAAAAUUCCGUUUGGAAUAAGAAGUUUUUCAUUAAGUAUACAACAGUUUGUUUCUCAGAAAGUGAUAGGUCACCCUUUAGAUGUGGUUUCAGGUCAACCUUUACACGGGGUUUCAGUUAUGCAAGUACCAGAAAAUCUCAAGUACAAAUAACACCUAUGCUGAUUCAGGCAAGUGUAACACUGAGUCAGUGUUUUAGGUCCUGUUGGUUGUGUUGUAAGCCAUCUCUGCAGCCAACAUUUUGGGUUUAUAAAUGUCAGCAGUUAUUAUAUUUUGGUUUUUAUUGUAUAUGCUCACUAUAACCUUUUUGUUUUUGUUUAUUUUUGAGACAGGUUCUCACUGUGUAGCUCUGGCUAUUUUGAAACUAACUAUGUAGACCAGGCUAGCCUCAAACCCACAGAGAUCCACCUGCUUCUCCCUUCUGAGUGCUGGAAUUAAAGGCGUGUGCCACUAUGCCCAGCUGAUGUUCACCAUAGUUAAAACAACAGAUGACACACAUUAAGUGAAGAGAGUUGAAUUUUAAUGAUAAUCAUGGUAAUUCUUGAGAUAAUGCUUACACAGAAUGAACCAGUAUUGAUUAAUUGGCAUUUUACACACACCGACCAAGAAAACUUAAAACAACUAUCAAAGGCAGUCUCCCCUGAGUAGACUAUGGUAAUGUCUACUAUUAAAUAUUUAAAUAUGGAUGCCAAAGUAUUACAGAGAGCACUAUAGUUCACUUGGAGUAAAAAUAGCCUGUCAGUCAUCCUAAUCAGGAUCUUACAAAAGCAUCAGGUUUCCAGGAGAGACACUAUUCUAGAAAAGUCAGUAAAUCUUUUGGUAGUUUUACAUCUGUAAAACCAGGAACAGGCUAUCUCUUGGAGUCUGAAGAAGAUAGCCAGUCCCACCAUGACAAGAUUCCAGCCACAGUGGAAGAUGAAAAGACCUUCCUUCAGCUACGUCCCCUGGUUCUAGAGGAGUCUCCUGUGUAUACACGUUUGUGGCAUCUGAGCCGUAGAAGCAUUUUCCAGACUGUAAAGACCCACGCUCCUAAUCUCCUCUAAUCUUGAACUUCUGAUCCUCCUCUUCUGACCUUCACUGGAUUCUAGAGAGACCUCCUUGUCUAUGAAAUGCAGUUAACACAGCAGCUGGACUUGUUUCCCGAGUGCAAGGUGACCCUUCUGUUAUUUAAAGAUGUAAAAAAUGCAGGAGACUUGAGAAAAAAGGCCAUGGAAGGAUCUAUAGAUGGCUCAUUGAUAAAUGCCAAUGUGAUUGUCGAUCCAUUUCAAAUACUUGUGGCAGCAAACAAAGCCGUUCAUCUCCACAAACUGGGAAAAAUGAAGACAAGAACUCUGUCUACUGAAAUUAUCUUCAACCUCUCCCCAAAUAAUAAUAUUUCAGAGGCUUUGAAGAAGUUUGGCAUCUCAGAAAGUAACACUUCAGUUCUGAUUGUUUAUGUUGAAGAUGGAGACAAACAAGUGCAUCAGGAACACCUAGUAUCUCAAGUGGAAGGCCAGCAGGUGCCCUUGGAAAGUCUUCCUGAAAUAACAAGGCUCUCAGAAGUCAGGAAGAUAUAUAAACUGUCAUCACAAGAAGAGAGGAUUGGGACAUUAUUGGAUGGUAUCAUUUGUAGAAUGUCAACAAAGGAUGUUUUAUAAGUUGUUUAAAAUAUCAACAGAAAAUCAUAGAGGUAAUUACUAGCUUUUCUUUCCCACUUCUAAAAUUAACAUUCUCAUCACAGGAAAAGGGAAGAAGGUACUACUACCAGUCCGUUUGUUUUUUUACUUCUUAAAGAUAACCUCUGUCACUGGUUUUAUCAUUGUUAUUUAGUCCUCUACUUAUAUUUCAAGACCUUUCAUUUUUAUACAAUUGGAAUAAAAAGUGCAAGCACCUAGAGAAGGCUUCGGUGCUCAAGGCUCAGCCUCAGUAAUCCUUCAUCACUUUGUCACUCACCUUAUACUUCUGGCUUUUCCACAUUGCCCUUCUAAGCUCUGGGUCCUGAGAGUUUUACGCCUAAGAAUUUCUUUUACUCUAAGCCAGGUGUGGUGACUUUUUACAGUCCACUACUCAGGAGGCUGAGGCAGGAGAAAGCUACAAGUUCAAGAUCAGCCUAAAGUACUAUGUCAGUUCCCUUCUCAAUAAAUACACAGCAGUUCAUUUAACUCUCUUAGCCACUUAUUAAGUGGAUAUGUCUUUGUGCCUCUUUAUACACGAGGCAACUGAAAGAUUGUAGGAAUACUAACCGAUUAGCCUAGGGUCAUGUAACUAGUAUAAAACCAUGUUUGACGGUUCCUUUUCCCCCUCACUUUAUCUUGUAUUUUGAUUGUAUCCAUCACAAUAGGUUUGGUCAAAGGUCAGCAAAACAUUGCUCCUCAAAGGCCAUCUGGUCCCUGCUCAAUUACUCAAUACCACCUUUGCAGUCUGAAAGCAGAUACAGAGGACAGGUGGAUAGUGAGUGGCCUCUGUCCGUAAGCAUUGAGUUGAGCUGGCGGUGGGCAGCCCUGGAGUUGAGGCUGUGGACUCCAGAGUUGGUUAUAGUGACAGUCAGGCCUUAAAGCUCACUGGCUCAGUACAGCAGAAGGAAACAUUUCGUUAUCUUUAAGGUCAUACAGACCAUAGGGAAAACCGGCAGCUGUGUUUUAGGAGCCUUCUGCUGGGCCUCUCACCCUGGGCUUUUAGGUUACCGUGCAGCUGGGCAGAAGCUCUGGGGAGGCAGUGUACCUUGAAAGCAUCCACACGGGAGAGACCAUAUUGCUCACCUCUUUUCUUUCAUACAAGUUUUAAAAUGGUGACUCCAUGUUCUUCCCCCAAGCCCAGUCAGUUCUGCGCCUUCAGUCCUCUCUAGAGCUCCUAGUCUGAAAAGCCUGGAACCCUCUCAGAGUGCAGUUCUAGGGUUGUUCUCUAGGUACCCUGUGGUGGUUUGAAUACACCUGGCCUAGGGAGUGGCACUAUUAGGAGGUGUGGCCUUGUUGGAGUAGGUAUGGCCUUGACAGAGUUGGAGUAGUAUGUCACUGUGGGCAUGGGCUUGGGAGCCAGUCUUUUCUUGGUGGCCUUCAGAUGAAGAUGUAGAGCUCUCAGCUCCUGCACCAUGCCUGCCUAGACACUGUCAUGCUCCUGCCUUGAUGAUAAUGGACUGAAACUCUGAACCUGUAAGCCAGCCCCAAUUAAAUGUCCUUAUAAGA
Rattus norvegicus (Norway rat) is the source of this 3667-nucleotide messenger RNA. The record is from RefSeq and is a predicted model, not a curated record. NCBI's taxonomy places the organism in Eukaryota, Metazoa, Chordata, Mammalia, Rodentia, Muridae.